Trichosporon asahii var. asahii CBS 2479 is the source of this 1383-nucleotide messenger RNA. RefSeq lists its product as uncharacterized. The record is from RefSeq and is a predicted model, not a curated record. The coding region runs from base 1 to 1383 and encodes 460 amino acids. The transcript has 2 exons. NCBI's taxonomy places the organism in Eukaryota, Fungi, Basidiomycota, Tremellomycetes, Trichosporonales, Trichosporonaceae.
AUGGCCAACUCCCCGCCUCAUCAAGGGGCCAGCACCCCAGCUCAUCGCGCCUGGACAAUCCCCCACAUUCGUCUUUCAGUCUUUGAACAUCUCCUCAUCGACGACGAGUGGUGGUCCGAGGGCGGCCUGCUGGACAAUUGCGGCUUGAAACGGCGUGCCAUUUUGAAGGAGUACCUCACGAUCGACCAGGCGACAUUUCAUGACGUUGCCUUCCUGCUCUACGCCGAUGUCCGCCUCGAUCAGUUCCCUUUCGACUGUCCUUGUCAACUCUUCCCCAACCUCCGCAAGGUUCACUUCCCGAGCACGGGGACAUCCUAUUAUACCCAAGGUGCCACCGAGAGCGACAAGGAUGAGCUUGUAUUCCAAGAAGUGUUGAUGGUCGAAGAUGGUGUCAUCCGCCCCCCGCAACACCGUUGCCUGCCUCAAGACUUGGACUAUCGCUGCUGGUACCACAUCUGCUGUUUGCUUGUGGACACAGACAUCAGCUCCUUGAUCAAGACCAAAUCCGGGGAUGAUGUCAAUCUGGUUGAAGUUCUGCUUUUGCCGGCUUAUGAGCUGUUCAUCUGGAACUUCCCGGGACAAAGUAGUGAGUGGAGAUCAGUUCUGUGGCAUCGGGCACAGAGAGGUAUUCCCACGCGUGCAAUCAAGUGGAAGUUUGACUCGGCUUCAGAAAUGGAGCAGCUGGCACAAGUGGUCCCCAAGUCCCUCCGCGACCUCACCCUGAUGUGCUCGGUUGAUGACUUCAACAAUAUCACUCAAUCGGCAAACACCAUACUGGACUGCAUCGACAGCGAACGAUUCCCUUCAUUGCGGACACUGCGCAUGCGGUUUGAUUGUCCCAAGCCGGACCCCGCUUCAGGACAGCCCCCAUCAUCGAAGAUAACACCGGCUUGGAUGCAGAACGACAUGCCCCCUGAGCUGAAGUCCAUUGAAUUUGGGCUUACGGUCUAUGAGAACGACUACGAUUAUCUCAUAGACGAUGCUGCUAUCGGCUUAAGCGCCUCGGACCCCGAAGAUGCCUCGGUCCCCGAAGAUGCCUCUGUCACCUCACAGGGCUCGGACUUCUAUGAUUCCCCCGCCCCCUCACAUGGAUCGGACUUUAACGGUACCUCCGACCUCUCACAGAUCUCGAACUUUGGUGAGACCCCCGGCCCCUUACAUGGCCCAGACUUCAACAACACCCCCGCACUCUUUCACGGCUCGGACUUUUACGAUACCUCUGACCUCUCAUACGCCUCGGACAUUGGCAACACCACCGCCCUCUCACACGGCUCGCUCUCUGGAAUCAGACUUCUUUUCUCUGAGGUAGUGAAGGAUUUGAGUGUCAACGUGCGACGCAAGCUCGGAAAAGACGUCUGCAUUCUUGAGUCGUACGGAAAUUGA